UGGCGGUGAGAGGAGGCUACGGCGACCGUGGUGGAGGACGAGAACCCGUCUCGGACUCCACUCUUCAUCUUCGCUCUUUCUGGCGAAGGCACCACCGUCUCUUCUUCGUCUUCGCUAUCCUUAACGAGGGCAGACAUGAUGGAUUCGUCACGCCUGCUAAAGAAGCCUAAACUGGAAGACGAGCCGAUCGAACUCAUCGAGGGCGACAAUGAAGGAAAGCCAUCUAAUUAUAAUAAGAGCCGCGACGAUAACGUGUCUAUGCAGGAGCAGGAGGAAGCCCUCGUCGCCCUGAUCGAACAUCGCACCAAGGAGUGCCAACUUCUCAAGCAGAAGCUUGCCCAUUACAAAUCCCAGCUCGAAGAGGCGGAGAAAAGAUUGAGCGAGUCCCAGGCCAAGCUGGAUCGCAUUCGUCUCCGCUCCAAAGCUGCUCCUGUUGCCACGGAUGUUGUUAAAACCGAGGCCAGGCCGUCGAACCCUAUCCGGAACAACAAUGACCACGCUCAGACGCGCCCUACGCCGUCGCAGCAAUUGUCGCGGCCUCAGCUUCUUAUUCCCCCUCAUAAUACCAGGCUUCCUUCCCUGGCUGCAGAUGCCAGAGCCGGACGGAAUGCGAAGCCAGAACUAAAAGCAUCUGCUGCCGCUGGCGGCCCAAUGGAUUCUUCCCCUUCUACUCAGCCAGCGGGUACAGGGACGUCUAAGCCCUUCAUUGAAAAGGGUGGGCCUGUUGGAUCUAAAGAAAAGAGGAUCAAGAGGAAGCUUGAGCAGAAGGAACACCAGGAUCUGAUUCACAAUAUACGUUCAUCUUCUUCACCUUGCAUAAUUAGAUUUCAAUCAGGAACCUUAAUUUCCAGUCAGCAUAAAAGGAAAUUGAGAAGUCUUGAGCUGUGCCCAGUCAAUGAUCAUCUCUUCGUCACCAGCGCUUUGGAUGGAGUUGUCAACUUAUGGCAAGUGCAGGCCAAAGGAUCCAAUGCAUCAUUACUAAGCAGCAUGGAUUGUUUAUCUCCAAAGCAACGGAGAUGGCCAGAAGAUAUAGCAUGGCAUCCAGAUGGAGAUAGAAUCUUUGCUGCUUAUACUGCUGAUGGUGGUGACUCACAGAUCUCGGUUCUGAACUUGAAUGCAUCACGAGAAAAAAAGGUUACUUUCUUGGAAGGAAAGCCUCAUCAAAAAGGCAUUAUAAAUAGCAUAAUGUUCAUGCCGUGGAUUGAUUUAUGUUUCGUAACUGGUGGGAGUGACCAUGCUGUGAUACUUUGGCAAGAAAUAGAUGAUUCAUGCAAACCCAAGACAAUACAUGGGAAUCUGCAUUCUUCUGCUGUCAUGGGAGUUGCUGGAUUGCAACAAAAGAAGACUGUACUAUCUGUUGGUGCAGACAAAAGGAUAAUUGCGUUUGAUAUGUUAUCAGGAAGAUCUGAGUUCAAAAAUCAAAUAGAAAGCAAAUGCAUGAGUGUGCUGCCAAACCCAUGUGACUUCAAUUUGUUCAUGGUGCAAGCAGGGGAACCUGGGAGACAGCUUCGGUUGUUUGAUGUACGGCUAAGGCAGACAGAAAUUCAUGCUUUCGGGUGGAAACAGGAAACAAGUGAAUCCCAAUCUGCUCUGAUUAAUCAGGCAUGGUCUCCUGAUGGUCUAUAUAUAACAUCUGGUUCGGCAGACCCCAUGAUUCAUAUCUUCGAUAUUAGAUACGAUGGACGAAAGCCUUCACAAUCGGUGCAGGCUCACCAGAAACGAGUUUUUAAAGCUGUAUGGCACCAAUCACUUCCACUUCUCACAUCAAUAUCAUCUGAUCUCAACAUUGGAUUACACAGGGCAUUAUAGAUAGUUUAGCUUCUCAGCUGUGUGGUUUCCUUCAUAACCACAGCAUCUUUUGCUUAGAUGACAUCAUGAUGCAUUCGAAUGAAACCUUUUACUAACUAAAUUCAAGGAAAUUUUAGUCUUUAA
Musa acuminata subsp. malaccensis (wild Malaysian banana) is the source of this 1932-nucleotide messenger RNA. RefSeq lists its product as uncharacterized. The record is from RefSeq and is a predicted model, not a curated record. Gene Ontology annotation, molecular function: protein binding. Lineage: Eukaryota; Viridiplantae; Streptophyta; Magnoliopsida; Zingiberales; Musaceae.